GCUAGUCAUCCAUCGAACGUUCUAGAGAGCGCACAGCUUCUGCUUCUCUCAUUCGCGCCGUCGAAUACGUAAAAACUUUUCAGUGUCGGAUAAUAAUGUUCUUAUCACUCGUUUGAAUCGAAAAACUUAACAUGGGUUUAAUGUUAAAAACCGUGUUACUUUUCAUGAUGUUUUUCCACGCAUCUUCAGUGCUAUCAGUGAACGAGAAUUUCUUGAAGAUGUUCGAGGGUCAAACUCCGGCUGACCCUUGUUAUGAUGAAGACCGGCCUCGCAGGUGCAUUCCAGAUUUCGUAAACGCAGCUUUCGGGAUACCUGUUAAAGCGUCUUCUACUUGCGGGAUUACCUCACCUGUGCAUUAUUGUGAAGCUCCUGAACCAGGCGCGAAUCCUCAAUGCCACGUUUGUGAUGAUAAACAAGCUAAAAGUAGAUUCCCAGCUAUGUAUUUAACUGAUUUGAAUAAUCCUAAUAACGUUACUUGUUGGAGAUCUGAACCUGUACCUCCGGUCACCUCAAUUAACGCUCCUCCUGAUAAUGUAACUCUAACUCUAAGUCUAGGUAAAAAAUACGAAUUAACUUACGUGAGCCUACAGUUUUGUCCAAAUACUCCAAAACCAGAUUCAAUAGCUAUAUAUAAAAGCAUGGAUUACGGAAAAACCUGGCAGCCCUUUCAAUUUUACUCAUCGCAGUGUAGAAGGGUCUACGGUAGACCAAACAGAGCUACUAUCACGAAAACAAAUGAACAAGAAGCUAGAUGCACUGACGCUCAUAGAUACACCGGUGGUGAUAUGCUCAAUUUUGGACAAACAUCCAGGAUAGCUUUCAGUACUCUAGAAGGUAGACCUAGUGCUUCAGAUUUCGAUAACAGCCCGGUAUUACAAGACUGGGUAACCGCUACCGAUAUCAAAGUAGUUUUCAACCGUCUCCACAUGCCUGUAGAAGAUUCAUCGGAUAAUUUAGACAUUCUGGUAGAUGAGCGUAUGUUGCAUAAACAUCUAGAUGAGCAUGAUGACCUUAAAGAACCUACAGUUCAAUUAGUGAACGAAAUGCAAGCAGAGGAUAAUGAAGAGGAGGUUGUAAAUACCAAAGUAUCUAUUGGUGUUGCACCAGAAUUGGGAUCUAACGGUAUUAUCAGUGGUUACCAUCAAGUGACGCAUCAAUAUGCUGUAUCGGAUUUUGCUGUUGGUGGUAGAUGUAAGUGUAACGGACAUGCAAGUCGGUGUAUUGCUGGUAGAGAUGGGCAAUUGGCUUGCGAAUGUAAACAUAAUACAGCUGGUAGAGAUUGCGAACGAUGUAAGCCGUUUCAUUUUGAUCGGCCCUGGGGCAGAGCUACUACUAGAGACGCCAAUGAGUGUAAAGAACUGGACAUCCAAGUAUCCCAUCACAAUUAGAGAUAAAUCUUUGACACACUUGAAAGUCAUGUCUACUAAACGGAAUAAAUGAAGACACAUGUUGUAGACAAGAUACACCUGAAGUCUCUUCUGACUGCGAUUAUUUAUUUUCUAAAAAUAUAAAAUUCCCGUGCCAUCGGGACAAUCUACACCAAAUGUUUGUUUUGUGGAAGACGGGACGAGAGGACCGG
Molecule: messenger RNA, 1579 nt
Organism: Psylliodes chrysocephalus
Lineage: Eukaryota; Metazoa; Arthropoda; Insecta; Coleoptera; Chrysomelidae
Source: the annotation of a GenBank genome assembly